AUGGAUCACUCGAGAGAUCCCUGCCCAUGGGUCGCGCUGAGCGACUUCGGUGGUGCUUUCUGCAUGGGUGCUAUCGGUGGUGCUGUCUGGCACGGUGUCAAAGGUUUCCGUAACAGCCCCUACGGUGAGCGCCGGAUAGGUGCUCUCACAGCCAUCAAGGCACGCGCCCCCGUUCUCGGCGGUAACUUCGGUGUCUGGGGUGGUCUCUUCUCAACCUUCGACUGUGCCAUCAAGGGCAUCCGCAAGAAGGAAGAUCCUUACAACGCCAUUAUCGCCGGUUUCUUCACUGGUGGUUCCCUCGCUGUCCGUGGCGGUGUCAAGGCUGCCCGUAACUCCGCCAUUAUGUGUGCCGUCUUCCUGGCCGUCAUCGAAGGUGUCGGUAUCGGAUUCCAGCGUAUGAUGGCCGAUAACACAAAACUCGAGCUUCCUCCUCCUCCUCCCUCUGAGCAAAAGGCUCUUGCUUAA
Molecule: messenger RNA, 465 nt
Organism: Penicillium nucicola
Lineage: Eukaryota; Fungi; Ascomycota; Eurotiomycetes; Eurotiales; Aspergillaceae
Product: protein transporter TIM17
Exons: 2
Coding region: 1-465 (154 amino acids)
Biological process (GO): protein import into mitochondrial matrix
Cellular component (GO): mitochondrial inner membrane; TIM23 mitochondrial import inner membrane translocase complex
Molecular function (GO): transmembrane protein transporter activity
Source: RefSeq, a predicted model, not a curated record